This is a messenger RNA of Colossoma macropomum (tambaqui), 3096 nucleotides long. RefSeq lists its product as uncharacterized. Gene Ontology annotation, molecular function: RNA binding; zinc ion binding. Lineage: Eukaryota; Metazoa; Chordata; Actinopteri; Characiformes; Serrasalmidae. The record is from RefSeq and is a predicted model, not a curated record. Gene Ontology annotation, cellular component: nucleus. The transcript has 20 exons. The coding region runs from base 158 to 3019 and encodes 953 amino acids.
AGGUGGUCCAGCCUACUGGUGGCAAAAAAUGGCGAAGUAAGGAUUUGGGGGUGCUGUUGAUAUACUUUCCUGCAUCGAAAAGGGGGAUUCGUCGAUUAUAUAUUAGCAGCUGUGAGAGGAUUUCCUCUCCACUUUGGCCUCCUCUGGACACUGUUUGAUGAUGGAGUCUUCAGAGGGAGGUGCUGGUGAUGCCGCGACGGCCAUGAACGCCCAGAGUCUGUACGCCGCUCUGGGUCUCUCUCCGGAGGACGUGGAGGCGCUGGCCAAGAUCCCCGAGAAUGAAAUCAGUGUAGAGACUUUGCCAUAUCUCAUCAUGCAGCUCAAAGCCAAACGGGCCGAAAAGCAACCCUCCUCCACCGCCCCAGACGCUGCCGCUGCCGCCACCACCACCACCGCCACCACCGAUGCGGACUGCACAGACAAAGCACAGACUGCACCCAAGCAACCGGAGGAGGAGCCUAGACGGGCCAAUCAGGAGCCUCCUGAGAAAAGCAAAGAGAAACGGGGAAGCCCGCCCUCCUCCAGUUUGUCGCGGCGCUCCGAAGGCCAUGCCUCCAACCACGACCACGAGCAUCACGGGAAGGGCGACAAUUAUCGGAGGACAGAGCGGUCGGGUCCAGCAGGAAGGAGGGACUCCAGGCAUAGGAAGUCAUCGAGAGAGCGUCAGACGGGGGACAGUUUGGAAAUGGAGCUCGACGACGACCCCGCCGUCUUUCCCCACGCAUGGAGUGGUCAUCUUCGGGGUGUCCGGCACAUGGACGCACGAAGAGAAUUCAUGCGUUUCUCCAGCCCAUAUUCAGAAGAUGACUCCUACUCUUCCCGGCGAAGUUCUCGCUCCUCUUUGCCCAGUAAAAGGUCCUACAGUUCUGAAAGGUGCACAGGAGAUCUGUCCUCGCCUUCCGACCGUCAUUUUCCUCAUUAUAUGCCCUUCACGAGGGUGGUGGUUGCCAAAUUUCCGAUGGGCUGUGUUGCUGUGGCCGAUAUGCUGGCCCUGGGCAAACCGUUUGGAACCAUUGUGAAGCAUCUGAUAUUUCCUUUCAAGGGCUUCCUGGAGUUCAGCUCUCACGGAGAAGCAAAGAACAUGGUCAAUCACUACCAGACUAAACCCGCCUUCAUCAAGGGCCAGCGAAUCAGCCUCUGCUUAUCUCCAACUGUGGAGGUUAUUCAUCCACCUGAAGUUUACGAGCCCGGAGCAAAACGUCUGAAGCCGUCGUCUCAGUCGGUGGUCUGUUUCUCACGGUUGCCUUCAGGGAAGGAGACUGAAGACGAGGUUCUGGAGAUAGCCGGCAUGUUCGGGGGCGUGCGCCAGUCGAAGUUCACUGAAGACAAAGCUCUGAUUGAGAUGGUGGAUUGGCGGGAUGCAGAUAUCAUGGUGAAGUAUUACCACACCAACCCACUGAGGAUUCAAGACAAGAGCAUCAAAGUGUCCCUGUCCUCACUGUCCAGUUUACGUGACAGCAGUCCUGAACAUUCUUCGUCUAAAAAGUCCGAGUCCAGCAAGAGCCACAGCAGCAGCAGCAGCAGACAGAAAAACGAAUCCACCUCCUCCAAGAGCACCUCCCAGUCCAGCAGCAAGGACAAGGAGAAGAGCAAAAGCUCCAGCAAAGAGCCUUCCACCGCCGAGCCGAAGCAGGAGAAGGAGAAAGAGAAGGAGGGAGAGGAAGGAGAGCAAGACAAGGAAAAGGAGAAGGAAAAGAGAGAGGGAGAGGAGGUGGAGAAGACUGAGGAACAGGUGGAGAAUGAAGACAGCGCUCAGCUGAAGGACGAUCCGGGUCCGGUGGACGCAGAGGCUGCGGAGGGCGCUGACACGACGACGGAAGAGGUGGAGCAGAAGGAAGUCGGAGGAGAGGAGACGGACCCUAAAGAGGAGAAGCAGGGAGAGGAGGAGCGAGCGCCAGCUGAAAGAGAAGAGAGUAAAAGAGACAAAGGAUCCGAGGAGGAUACGGAGGAGCAGGAUGACCUGGAAGAUAUGGAUUUUCCAGAGAAUAUGGAUGACUUUGUCACCCUGGAUGAACUGGACAGCACAGCUGGAGGAGACUCGUUAGAAACAUCAGAGUCGCAGGACAGCAGGGUGGUUGUCGUGAGGCCGAUCAGGAAGGAGUUCAGAGAGGCCCGCAAGAAAGCAGUGCGAGAAGCCCUGUACAAGAUGGCCACUCAGUUUGGCAAAGUGGUCAACUUCGCCAUUUCCUACUACAGACAUGAGGCUCUGAUUGAACUGGAAACGGUGGAGAAAGCUCAAGAAAUGGUCAGUUUCUACAAGAACAGCAAGAAAUCCAAACUUGUCGGCCGGCCAGUUUCUGUGUCUAUAUGCCUGGCCUUCAACAGAAUCGAGGGUCCUAGUGGAAGAUCGUUGUUUAUCAGCAUGCUGCCCCCUUUCAAAUACUCGGACAUGUCCCUCCUCAGACUCGCUCAGCCUUUUGGAAAAAUCACAGCUUACUGCUCCAACAGGAUGUAUGGAACGUGUUAUAUCCAAAUGGAGACAAAGGAAGGUGCUGAGAAAAUGAUCCACAAAUAUUCACACCGACCUCUCAAAUUUUACGGCUCUGUGCUAAAGAUCACCAUGUGCAGGAAAGGAGAUUCUCUGAUACCGUGGACCCCUGCGGAUAAGUUUGAGCGGUGGUGCGAGACAAGAGGCAUAAAACCAGCCAGAGACGGAGAGGAGAGGAGAGAGAAUGGCCAGACGUCCAAAAGCAGCACAAGAGAGGACCGGCAAAGCCCGUUGUCGAGCUGUGAAGGUGUAGGCGGCGAUCCGGUGCGCGAGGGAGGAGACUCAGAGGAGGAGGAGAAAGCCCAGAGUCCGCUUGGUCCAUACCAACCCGAUAAUCCCGUGGGUGUUGACUACGUCGUCCCCAGGAGCGGUUUCUUCUGCAAACUGUGCAACAUAUUUUACACAGAUGAGAAACGGGCCAAAACGGACCACUGCAGCAGUCUGGAACACUACAACAUGCUGAAGAGAAAGCGUGGAGAGGUGGAAGAGGAGCAGACAGAUGGACAGACGGAUGAGCCAAUGAAUGAGUGAGAGACGACGGAUGAAUGGAUGGCUUUCAGUCAGGUGCCAAGAGGAAACAUUUCACUGCAGUCCCUGUUUUUUUUUUU